AUUAAUUGAUGGACCAAAAAUGAAAAAGGCAGGUGUUAAAAUGGGCCUUGUGGAAAGGUUAGGGUUUUAGGUGUUUUAAAACAUCAGGUUUUUCUCACUCCAUUUUACUCUUUGCGCCUCCGACUACCCCAUCUUCUCUCUGCAACUUCCAGUAAUUAGCAAUGGCGGUCCCAAAACUCGACAAAAAAAUUGUCAAGAAGAGGGUUAAACAAUUUAAGAGACCUCAAAGUGACAGGAAGAUAUGCGUGAAGACUAACUGGAGACGCCCAAAAGGUAUAGAUUCCCGUGUACGUAGAAAGUUCAAGGGUGUCACUUUGAUGCCAAACAUCGGGUAUGGAAGUGACAAGAAAACCAGACAUUUUCUGCCUAACGGGUUUAAGAAGUUUGUCGUCCAUAAUGUUGGUGACCUUGAGCUGUUGAUGAUGCAUAACAGGACUUACUGUGCUGAGAUUGCACACAACAUCUCUACCAAAAAGAGAAAGGAUAUUGUAGAGCGUGCUGCCCAACUUGACGUAGUAGUCACUAACAAGCUUGCCCGUCUGCGCAGCCAAGAAGACGAGUAGUUUUGUUUGUGGGAUGAAAUAUGUGCAAUCAAAUUUUUUUGAGACUUUCAUUGUUGAAUUUUGGAUCCUUAUAAUGAUCAAUCUGUUUAUUUUUGCAACCCGUGUUAAAACUGACCUAUGUUAAAUCUAGAUUGUAUUUGAAGUUAAAGGUGUUACUAGACUUCGCUAGUUAAUGUAGUUCAGUUUUUGGUA
This is a messenger RNA of Chenopodium quinoa (quinoa), 755 nucleotides long. RefSeq names its product 60S ribosomal protein L32-1. Gene Ontology annotation, cellular component: ribosome; cytosolic large ribosomal subunit. Gene Ontology annotation, molecular function: structural constituent of ribosome. The record is from RefSeq and is a predicted model, not a curated record. Gene Ontology annotation, biological process: translation. Bases 162 to 563 code for a protein of 133 amino acids. The transcript has 4 exons. NCBI's taxonomy places the organism in Eukaryota, Viridiplantae, Streptophyta, Magnoliopsida, Caryophyllales, Amaranthaceae.